Molecule: messenger RNA, 1380 nt
Organism: Prunus avium (sweet cherry)
Lineage: Eukaryota; Viridiplantae; Streptophyta; Magnoliopsida; Rosales; Rosaceae
Source: RefSeq, a predicted model, not a curated record
AUGAAGCUUGCUGCUGCUGGUGGAGGUGCUGCGAAGAGACUUUCACUGGAUGAGGGUGUAUGUACCCCUGCUGGUGGUGGCAGUGCUGCGAAGAAAACAGCUGAGCUUUUGGCUCUCAUUGACGGCCUUAAAGAAGCUCUCACUUUGAAGUUGAAAAGGGUCACGAGCACACUUCCUGGAAGCAGCGAGAUUGCAGCAUUAGACGUCACUCAAGCGACUCGUUUAGAAAAAAAGUGUGCAUAUUUUGUGUUUAGUGGUGGCAUUAAGUUUGCUUCGAAACUUGCAAUUGAAGCUACAGAUUUUCAGAGCACCUCCUCUGCAGGAACUUGCAAAGCCAUGAGUGUGAAGGAGACUUGUUUGAUUUGCUUCGAAGACAUUCCUAUUGCUCGAAUGUUUUCAAUUGGUACUUGCCAUCACAAAUAUUGCUUGGCUUGUAUGAAACAUCAUGUGGAAGUAAAUUUGCAAAGCGGGAUCGUGGCACAAUGCCCUCAUAAAGACUGUAAGUGUGAAGUGAAUAUUAUAACCUGUAAAAAUUUCUUGUCACCUGAACUUGCUGACAUUAUGAUCGAACGAAUCAAGGAGUCUUCUAUUCCUGUCACGGAGAAAGUUUACUGCGCAUUUCCGAUGUGUUCUGCCUUGAUGUCCAAAAAGGAGGUCUUGGAACAUACCCAGACUUCUUUUGUUAGUGAGGGAGGCAGGAAGUGCAUGAAAUGCCAGCGCUAUUUUUGUGUCAAUUGCAAGGUUCCCUGGCACUAUGAUAUGAGCUGCUAUGAUUACCAAGGAUCAGAAACCUAUUCCCUCACAGAAGAGCAAUUGCUAAAAUCGCUUGCAAUGAUGAAACUAUGGCGGCAGUGUUCCAACUGCAAACAUAUGGUUGAACUUGAUAGUGGUUGCUACCACAUCACUUGCAGUGUCUUUGUAGGUGUGGACAUCAGUUUUGCUAUACUUGCGGAGCUGAAUGGAAGAACAAGAGAGCAACAUGUUCCUGCCCACUCUGGGAUGAGCAUCACAUUAUACGGCCAUAACGAUAUUGAGAAGUGUAAAACAGAUUGGCUGAUCCACUUGUCGGUACCACACUCCUUGUUUCCACUGGAAGAGGAUGUAUGUAUUCCUGCUGCUGCUGGUGGCGGUGCUGCGAAGAGACUUUCACUGGAUGAGGGUGUAUGUACCCCUGCUGGUGGUGGCAGUGCUGCGAAGAAAGCAGCUGAGCUUUUGGCUCUCAUUGACGUCUCUCACUUUGAAGUUGAAAAGGGUCAUAUUCUCUGUGAUGAUUAUCUGAUUUACCAAUAUGUCAUGAGCACAAUUCCUGGAAGCAGCGAGAUUGCGGCAUUCGUCAAUCAAGUGACUCGUUUGGAAAGAAACUUUGCAGCUUGUGUUUAG